UGUGCCUCUAUCGGUUCUCCUUUGGCCAUAAACUCGGAUUCCACCUGGUGUAAGGAUUCUACACCCACCACCUCUGGUGCCAAUUCGAAUUUUCUCCAGAAAUCUAUGCCCAGGCAACCUUCCCCAAGCAAGCUUACUGAUGCCCCGGAAUCCAAGAGACCCACGACCUCCAGGUCUUCGAUCUUCACCUGUGCGAAUGGCAUGCAAUUUGACGAGGCUUUCAAACGGAUUGGAGCGUGGUUCCUCGUUCUUGCCCAAGCUCCUCACACCGUUUCCCGUUUGGCAUCGAGUACAUCUUGGAGUCCUCACACCGGGUAGUCCACACUUGAAACAGAACACCUUUAACACCUCCGAUUCACACGCGUUGAAUGGGUGUCCCACGGUUCCACAAUUCCAGCAUGUACACUCUCUUCUCCGACUGAUUCCGGACAAAGCUCAUCGAUCCUCGGACGAUCUUUAUACCCUCGGUCAAAGUCGGAAAACGGCAUCUCUAGUCGAGAUCUGAGCGCUAGCAUGGUCUGGAUAUACAUCUCGAUGGUUUCUCCCGGCUUCUGCUUCCGUUCUCGCAGCUCAUACUCUCGCUCGAAGUUGGAUCGGUGACUCUGGAACUGCUGCUGUAGUGCGUACCUCAGGACCUCCUUCUACGGCACCUGAUACGACCUUUGGAGAUGUUCGAGGCGGAAUAUAAACUCUGACACGGGCAUGCUUCUGGGACUUCCAUCAAAACUGAGCCCCCACUUCCGCAGUUGGCCGACUUUAAACGCAGAAUCGCCCACUGCCCCGCUUGACCGACGCUGAUCCGGUCCUGGAUUGAAGUUGUUGUGAGUCCCACCGUUUCCAGGAGGAUGUUCUGGCGGCGUCAUGUGAGACCCAUUCCAUCUCCUUGGUUCCUGCUCCGUCGACCAGGCGGUUUGCCGAUUCAUCUCCUGCUUCUCGGACAGCGCCCCAGAUGUUGGCGGCGGGAAACCCAUGUGGUGACUUACCCCCGGCAGUAUGAUUGGCGGAGGUUGUUGUAGCAUCCUCGGGUCGAAUGGUGGCAUCUGACUCGGAUUUGCCCGCGGCUGCUCUGCAAGGCCCGAAGAGGGUAUUUGGCCCUGUCCAACUUGUUGUCCUUGGGCCUGGCGAACCUGCGUAGAUGCCUGCCAUGCUGCUUUUCCUUUACGAAAUCCCUGCGCCACUCCGCCAUGCAGUCAUUGAUGUCCUUCAUGAACUGCAUCAUAUCCUGCUGCAUCUGCUGUUUGAACAUGUCGUACUCCGUCGACAUUCCCACCUGAUGGCAAAGACUUUGGUAUGGCCCCGGUUCCGCCUACCGCUUGAAGACCACUAGCUU
Messenger RNA from Drosophila suzukii, 1330 nucleotides. Lineage: Eukaryota; Metazoa; Arthropoda; Insecta; Diptera; Drosophilidae. The record is from RefSeq and is a predicted model, not a curated record.